AUGUCUACAACCCCUUUGGUCUUAGAAAUUGCGACUCUCGAUGACCUCCCUGCUAUUACAGAGCUAUGGUUCACCGUGUUCAGCGAUCCUGGUAUGCGCAAGCUAGUCCCAGACACACCAGGAACGCGUGAGUGGUUCACUGAAGCCAACCGGGUCGACAUGCUCACAAAGCCGUACCAAAAGUACAUCAAAAUCAUCGACCCCAAUACCAAAGAUGCGCAAGGGCAGGCACGGAUAGCCGCGUAUGCGAAAUGGGACCUAGCCAUGCUCGACGAGCGUGGGCCUCGGUUCCCGCCUUGGCACGGGGACAUGCCUAGGCAAGAUUGUGAUACUUUCUUUGGGGGUUUGGACCAAGAGCGUAAACGUGUGAUGGGUGAUCGGAAGCAUUAUUACCUUGAUAUGCUCGGUACACAUCCCGAUUACCGCUGUCGUGGGGCUGGCUCUAUGCUUGUUCGCUGGGGUUGCGAAAUUGCGGAUCGUGAGGGUGUUGGGGCAUAUAUCGAUGCUAGUAAAGCUGGUAUGCCGUUAUAUGCGAAACAUGGGUUUGUGGAUCGCAGUGACCCCACUAAACCAAGUGAAGUGUUCUCGAUGGCUAGAGAAUAG
Messenger RNA from Penicillium griseofulvum, 603 nucleotides. Its product is annotated as GNAT family N-acetyltransferase. Lineage: Eukaryota; Fungi; Ascomycota; Eurotiomycetes; Eurotiales; Aspergillaceae. The record is from RefSeq and is a predicted model, not a curated record. Bases 1 to 603 code for a protein of 200 amino acids. Gene Ontology annotation, molecular function: acyltransferase activity, transferring groups other than amino-acyl groups. The transcript has 2 exons.